This is a messenger RNA of Porites lobata, 1025 nucleotides long. The record is from the annotation of a GenBank genome assembly. NCBI's taxonomy places the organism in Eukaryota, Metazoa, Cnidaria, Anthozoa, Scleractinia, Poritidae.
AUGGGUGUAGUCCCCAAAGACACACCAUUCGUGUGUAAUCAGAGCUGUAAAUCAGUGUGCCCUUUAGAUAUUGCUAAUUGUAAGGAAGACAGGUAUGUUGUAUUUAAAUUUGAUUCAUUAGUCAAAUAGUUAUUUGUUUCCAAAAUAACUAGUUUUGUUAGUGAAAAUUUUUAUUGUACCUUUUUGACUGUGUAAUUUUUGGUUGUCGACCAGUUAUACAUGUAAGCUGAAAUAAUUUGUGGAUUUACAACAAAGUUAUUAUAAUUAUGAGGCCUAAAGGCCCCAGUAAACGAUCAUUUUCGAAAAUUAAUUUACCGCAAAGGUCUAAAUUUAUUAGUGGGCCACUCAAACCAGACCUUUAUAUGUUUUCAAGUCUUAAGAACUAUCUGCCGCAGACUAGACUAGCAGUAUGGUAUUUCAUUUUCCUUUUUUUUUUUUUCAUUUUAGUAAUAACUUCAGUUUACUGGUAACUUUACUUUUGAUUAUUAUUAGGAAAAAAACCUAAAAAAGCUGAUUGUCAAUGUCAACAAACAAAAGGAUGCACUAAAGAAGAAUGGAAUCACAGUGGAUGGAGUGCAUUAUGCUGUGAGAUUUAAAGGUAAGUUUCACAUAAUAAUUAAUAAGGUAUUUUUUAGUACCAUAAUUUUCAAUCCAAAUGCCUUCAUGUACAUUGACCACUCUUUUCAAAAAUUUAUAUCUACAGUUAUACUUGACCUGAAGGCCCUCUAUUUUUUGCUGGAACAAAUAGGGAAAGCGAACCUUAAGCUUGGGAAACGAGGAACUGAAGUAGAUUGUUGCUUUAUCUGCAAAGUAUUGAGGGUAUGUGGAUAUGUUCAAAAUCUCCGAGUCAACAAAUUCUACUAUGCAGGUUUUGACCUUACCAAUGACCAACUUACUAAUAUAUUACUAUUAGAUUUUCAGUUGUGCUGGGUAAAAUUUCUUAGAAAAAACUAGCUAUGAAUAAUGGCUAUUUUUAUGGGAUGUUGCGAUCUUGGUCCACAUACAGUUUGUUUGAAACACUUUAG